GGUAUUAAAGUCAAAGAUGAUGGCAUUAAUGAGUUUGUCAAUGAAGGAAUAAUCGAGUGUGAUGUUGAUGCCAUUAAAAUGUUAUACAAGAGUGAUGAUCUUACAAUUGAUUUUCUUGGUGUUGAUAAUUUGUAUAGUAGAAGGUCUAGUUCAUUAAAGCUUACCUUUGAUGACAUUGGAUAUAAAAUAUUUGAAUAUGUCAAUUGGGUUGUUAGCCACCUAAAUGAUGACUGGGGGAGAGAAGGAGAGGAGGAGAGGAGGAGAGAAAGUGAGAGAGGGAGAAACAAGGAGAAUUAA
Dovyalis caffra is the source of this 297-nucleotide messenger RNA. The record is from the annotation of a GenBank genome assembly. Lineage: Eukaryota; Viridiplantae; Streptophyta; Magnoliopsida; Malpighiales; Salicaceae.